Arachis duranensis is the source of this 1075-nucleotide messenger RNA. RefSeq names its product caffeoyl-CoA O-methyltransferase 5. The transcript has 5 exons. Bases 124 to 855 code for a protein of 243 amino acids. The record is from RefSeq and is a predicted model, not a curated record. Gene Ontology annotation, molecular function: S-adenosylmethionine-dependent methyltransferase activity; O-methyltransferase activity. NCBI's taxonomy places the organism in Eukaryota, Viridiplantae, Streptophyta, Magnoliopsida, Fabales, Fabaceae.
UUGUGAACCUUAUAAAUUGGAUUAUUGGACACCAUCUUGGUGCCUUUCAGCAGCAUCUAACUGAUAGCAAUCUCUUCUAAACUUCAAUCCAUUACAAAUUAAUUAAGAAGGAUUACAAAGGGCAUGGCUGAACAAGAAAACCAAGAAAUUGGCCACAAGGAACUCGCUCAUAAGACUCUCCUUCAGAGCGAUGCACUCUAUCAGUAUAUCCUUGAAACGAGUGUGUUUCCAAGAGAGCAUGAAUGCAUGAAGGAGCUCCGUCAGAUGUCAGAAAAACACCCCUGGGGUCUCAUGGCUACCCCACCAGACGAAGGACAACUUAUAAACAUGCUGGUUAAACUCAUAAACGCAAAGAAGACGAUGGAAAUUGGUGUCUACACUGGUUAUUCUUUACUCUCUACUGCUCUUGCUCUUCCUCAUGAUGGAAAGAUCUUUGCCAUAGACAUCAACCGGGAAUAUUAUGAACUUGGACUGCCCAUGAUUGAAAAAGCUGGAGUGGCUCACAAAAUUGAUUUCAAAGAAGGAUGCGCUCUUCCUCUUCUUGACGAAUUGUUAUUAGAUGAAAAUAACAAGGGGGCAUUUGAUUUUGUCUUCGUGGAUGCGGAUAAGGAUAACUACUUGAACUACCAUAAGAGGGUGAUUGAGCUGGUGAGAGUUGGGGGAUUGAUUGGCUACGACAACACUCUAUGGAGUGGUGCUGUGGCGCGCCCACCUGAUGCACCAAUGCUGGAUUAUGUGAAGCAAUUCCGUAGUUAUGUCAUAGAGGUCAACAAGUACCUCGCGCAUGAUUCAAGGAUCGAGAUUUGUCAAAUCCCUGUUGGUGAUGGCAUUACCCUGUGCCGCCGCAUCAUGUGAUAACUACUCUAUUUGCUUGCUAAUAAAGAGUGUAUUUCACUAUUUCAGCAUUCGCAAUUAUGGAAAUGAUUUGAUUUGAAUUGAGUUCAAUUAAAGUGAUUUGUGUGUAACUUUAAAAUGGAGAAAGAUGUGCGGGUUGCUGCUAAUUCAUGUCAAACUAUAGUAGUUUGCGUGUGAGCUUAUAUUAUCUUUAUUACUAUUGAAACCUGUUGAAUUUUGA